GUAACACUCAGCAGACAGACAGACAGGCAGGUUGACAGGUAGACUAGGCAGGUAGGCAGUAGUAGUGAGUGAGCGGCUGGCUCGGUCAUUUGGCUUUCUUACUGCCGUCCAUCUCCCUCUCCACGGCGUACUCGGCCACGUUCUUGAGGUUGCCCAGCGUCGCCUUCACGGCCUGAUGUAGGUAGGGACACGUUCACAAACCAAGCCACAUCCAUCUCUACUGUCCUCUCUCUCUCUCUCUCUCUGCGUGUGUCCGUUAGUUACCGUGAUGUAGUCGAGGCUCUGGUAGGUGAGGCCAUGGUCCUCGCAAAACUGACGAAUCCUGAAACACACAGACAGGUGCUAGUGAGGGACUAUGGUGGUGGGGUGUGUGUGUUUGUUCGCCGUCCAUCGAGAUCUCACUGCAGUGACUGACCUGGGCACGAGUUGGGGCUGUCUGUACUGCGGCAUGGAGGGGAACAGGUGGUGCUCAACCUGGCAGUUCAGGUAGCCCAUCCACCAGUUGACUGAAUAUAUGACACAGACACACAUCGAUCCACACACAUCUCUCCUCCCUCCCGACAGGCUGGCUCCCUCCCUCCCUCGCUCACCGAAGGGGUUAGGGUCGACGUUGAUGGUGUAGUCGAUGCCGUAUUCGACCCAGUUCUUGUGCUCGUCGGCCCGUGUGGUCGGCAGGUGGGUGUGGUUCAGGCUGAAGUUGCCGAACAGGUACACGCCGCUCACAAACAUGGUCAUGUAGAAGGUCGACAGACACAUCAAAAUCGACCAGUCCGACGGGCACGAGUAAAAGUGCGCCACGUAGCGCAGGAUCACAAACAGCAAAGUCACCGGGUCACGCCGCCCCUUCCUGCAAUGCAGAACGCGCACACACAACCAUGGCCGGAUGGAUGGAUGGUCGCUGCCCGAGUCAACGCGCCGCGCCCGUGUGUGUGUGUGUGUAUGUGUGUGUACCUCAGGAUGUAUUCCUUGGGGUGGAGGUAGAAGUGCCAGAAGAAGACGUUGAGCACCGACGUCAGCGGCAGGAAGGUCAGGUGCUGGUAGCGGAUCCACCAAGUCGGCGUCAUGGCAGCACGACGACCGCGCUCCAACGCCUAAACACAGCACCACACACACAAGUGUGAAGAGACCCACGCCGCACUCUCUGCCCGUCCCUCUCUCCCUCACUCCUCCCUCUUUCCCUGUGUGCCCGUCGCUUACAUCCUUGUAGAAGGCGACGAAGGGCAGCGUGUCGACGUCGAGGUCGUGGUCCUCCUUCUGUGGAGUGGCAUGGUGUUUGUUGUGCAUGUGGUUCCACUUCCAGCCGUAUGUGAUGAGGCCGAAGGAGAUGAAGAUGGUCUGGAUGGCCUUGUCCACCGGGAUGAUGCCCGUCAGGGAGUGGUGGCCGCCCUCGUGCUGGAUCCACCCCGACCGGCCGCCAGCCAGGCCCCCGAUGAACAUGGACAGCAGCACCGACCACCAGGUGCCCGCCUUGAGCAGCACGAAGCUCACCACGAACAUCGAGAUGAUCUCCACUAUCCUGAAGGCCACGUGCGCCAGGUCGGGCUUGAACCAGCCCUCCGCCACCAGGUCGCUCCGCAGCUUUCGGUAGUCGGCCAGCAUCUGCUGCGCUCGCUCACUCUUUUCCAUGGGCUUGUCGGCGGGCCUGGAGGGCAGCGACUUGAGGAUCUUGUCGGCCCGAGGACUGCGCUGGUGGAAAGCGACGUAGGCAUCGGUGGCGUCCUGGUUGGCGUAGUAGGCGAUGACGGAGCCGCCGGGGUGCCGCUUGACAAAGUCGGUGAUGUCGUAUAUGCGGUCACGCACCUGGAUCUCGACGCGGCCGGACGCCGGGGGAGCCUUCCGUGAUGCAGGGAGGAGACGAGGCGACGCCUGCUUGCACAUGGUGACGGGACGGGACUGGGGUUGCCGCUGCAAGAAAAGGACUGCACUGGCAAGCUCGCAG
Molecule: messenger RNA, 1939 nt
Organism: Vitrella brassicaformis
Lineage: Eukaryota; Vitrellaceae
Source: the annotation of a GenBank genome assembly